This is a messenger RNA of Manihot esculenta (cassava), 2101 nucleotides long. RefSeq names its product cationic amino acid transporter 1. Lineage: Eukaryota; Viridiplantae; Streptophyta; Magnoliopsida; Malpighiales; Euphorbiaceae. Bases 175 to 1944 code for a protein of 589 amino acids. Gene Ontology annotation, biological process: amino acid transport; transmembrane transport. The transcript has 3 exons. Gene Ontology annotation, molecular function: L-glutamate transmembrane transporter activity; L-lysine transmembrane transporter activity. The record is from RefSeq and is a predicted model, not a curated record. Gene Ontology annotation, cellular component: plasma membrane.
GUGGUUUCAUUUACUUCGCGCUUCACGCCCGGCUUGUGAAGGAGGAAGAAAGAAACAGAGAGAAAAGCGCCUCAUUCUUCUCAUUCAAACUUCCUUCUAUCACCGGUCACUGGUGAAUUUUCCUGAUCCCAGCUAAUCUUUCCGGCGGUCCUCAAAGUUCCAUUCCCAACCAGAAUGGGAGUUGGUACGGAAGCGAAAGGUGGAGAUGAAGGGGUUAGGAGGAGAGGUUGCUCGUGCACAAAGAGCGACUUUCUCCCAGAGGAGUCGUUCCAAAGCAUGAGCAACUACUUGCAGGCACUUCGUGAGACUCCAAUGAGGUUCAAGGACAGGCUCCUUUCCAGAUCAAUGGACUCCACCGAGAUCAAUGAUAUCAAGGGCCGAAGCGAGCAUGAGAUGAAAAAGAACUUAAACUGGUGGGACCUAAUCUGGUUCGGCAUCGGCGCUGUUAUCGGCUCUGGAAUUUUUGUCCUCACUGGACUCGAGGCAAAGGAGGACGCCGGCCCUGCCGUCGUCUUGUCUUAUGUGGUUUCAGGAAUCUCUGCCAUGCUCUCUGUCUUCUGUUACACCGAGUUCGCCGUGGAAAUUCCUGUUGCGGGUGGUUCAUUUGCUUACCUAAGGGUAGAGCUAGGUGAUUUCAUGGCCUUCAUUGGCGCGGGCAACAUCCUCCUUGAGUAUGUGAUUGGUGGUGCUGCUGUGGCCCGGUCAUGGACAUCCUACUUCGCCACCCUCUGCAACCACAAACCUGAUGAUUUCCGGAUCAUAGCCCAUAGUCUUCCCGAUGAUUACGGCCACCUUGAUCCCAUUGCGGUUGUCGUUGUUUCCAUAAUUUGUAUCCUCGCCGUCAUUAGCACCAAGGGAUCGUCACGCUUCAAUUAUAUUGCUUCCAUUUUCCACAUUGUGGUGAUUCUAUUUAUCAUUAUUGCUGGCCUUGUCAAUGCAGACACUAAAAAUUAUACAGAUUUUGUUCCCAACGGUCCUCGGGGAAUUUUUAGAGCUUCAGCUGUGCUUUUCUUUGCAUACGUUGGAUUCGAUGCUGUUGCCACAAUGGCUGAAGAAACCAAAAAUCCUGCUCGAGAUAUUCCUAUUGGUCUCGUGGGCUCAAUGACAAUAACUACAUUGCUCUACUGUUUGCUAGCCGUGACAUUGUGCCUUAUGGUUCCAUACAAGCAAAUCGAUCCAGAUGCUCCAUUUUCUGUAGCAUUUCAGGCUGUAGGUUGGGAUUGGGCUAAAUACAUUGUGGCUGCAGGCGCAUUGAAGGGCAUGACUACUGUUUUGCUUGUUUCAGCAGUGGGUCAGGCUCGUUAUCUCACACACAUUGCUCGUACUCACAUGAUGCCACCAUGGCUAGCUCAGGUCCAUCCAAAGACUGGGACUCCGAUAAAUGCAACAAUUGUCAUGCUUACUGCUACUGCUAUAAUUGCCUUCUUUACGAAUCUUUCGAUUCUAUCCAAUCUUCUUUCCAUCUCCACUUUGUUCAUCUUCAUGCUUGUGGCCUUGGCACUUCUUGUACGACGUUACUAUGUUAGUGGAGUGACAACAUCUGCUGAUCAUACGAAGCUCAUCGCGUGCAUAUUGAUGAUUCUUGGUGCCUCAAUUGCCACUGCUGCUAUUUGGGGAGCGGGUGGAGAUGGUUGGAUAGGUUACGUGAUCACCCUACCAAUUUGGUUCUUGGCUACUCUGGCACUCCAUGUUUUUGUUCCACAAGCAAGGGCUCCAAAAUUGUGGGGGGUUCCAUUGGUUCCGUGGAUACCAUCUGCUUCAAUUCUUAUCAACAUUUUCCUUCUGGGAUCGAUAGAUGGGGCGUCAUUUGUAAGGUUUGGCAUUUGGACUGUCAUCUUGUUGAUCUACUACUUCAUAUUUGGCUUACAUGCCUCUUAUGACACGGCCAAGGAGUUCGCGGAGAAUAGAGCUGUGGAAAGCUGGAAAGUGGAAGAAGGUGCAUAGUUUGGCUGAUGUGUAUAGCAAUUUCUAUAAAUGGUAUUUCCUUACAAUAUAUAUUGUGAAUCAUGUUUAGCCUCUAUGAGAAGUUUCUCUUGUCAAUUACUAAUAUUUUAUGGGUAAUUUUAUUUAUGCACUUUUGUCAAAUACAUCUUUUCUCUUU